AUGUGGGGGAUCCUAAGGCAGCAGACCGCUGCCUUCUCUCUCCUCGUAGCGCUGCUUGCCUGGGCAAGUGGUACAGCAGCUUCUGCAGCCCCAUGGCCGCCCCAAAGGCAGGGAGGCCCCGCUAGUGGACCCUUGGCUUUGUCCAGCCGCAUGCAAGACGUUGGUCAUCAUUCACACGACUCAAGGCUGAAGCAGCAGCAACAGCAGCAACAACAGCAGCAACAACAACCAUGGGAUGGUCUCACGGACAACGGGGCUCCCAUCCAGAAUUUCUUGCACGUCACCCAGCUGGAAGGAGAAGGUAACGGUGCUGCUGCAGCUGGGGGAGUAGCAGCAGCACAGGAACCUGCAGCAACAGAGGCAGCAGCUCCAGCGGAAGCUGCAGGAACCGCAGCGCCACCAGUUCCCGCUGCUGCUGCUUCACUGCCGAGUGGUGCAUCUUCCGCUGCUGGGAACACAACAUCAGACCCUGCAGCAGCAGCAACAGCAGCACCAGCAACAGGAACAGAAUCAACUGCACCGACACAAGUGCCGUUGCAGACAUCAGCACCACCAGCGCAACCCCCUCCACCACCGCCCGUAGGGGCAGCACCACUAGGAGCGCCUGCAGCAGCAGCAACACCGGCGGAAGCACCAGUGGGAGCACCAGCAGCAGCAGCAGCGCCAGCACCAGUAGCAGCUCCUACAGAAGCAGCACCGGCACCAGCAGCACCAGCAGUAGAACCGGCCGCAUCUACGGAUGCACCUGGCUGGCGGCAGCCUGUUGUUUUAACUGCAACGCCAGUGCAAACGCCUGCAGAAGCACCAGCCCCGUCUGCUGCUGCAGCAGCCCCUGUCGCGACUGCUACAGCACCAGCAACAACACUAGCAGCAACUGCUUCUCCCGUAGCACCCCCUGUGCUGCCCCCAGUAGCACCACCACUAACAGCAAGUCCGGCUGACGGAGGUGCAGGGGUGGAUGACGCUGCAGCAGCAGAAGCAGCAGCAGCACAAGCGGCAGCAGCAGAAGCUGCAGCAGCAGAAGCCGCUGCAGCACAAGCUGCUGCAGCACAAGCUGCAGCAGCAGGAGCAGCAGGCGCAAUGGGCACUCCAGGGAAGACGCUGAUCCUCAAGCAUGUUGCCGCUCACUAUGACUUUGACGUUUGUCUAGACGACUGUUCGUGUUGGCCGGUCUGGACUUUGAGUAUUUUGGGACUCGUGGCUUCAAACUUUUACCGAGGCGGCGGCAACUGGCUGCUGGUGGCUGGCGGCAUUGGGUUGGUAGUAGGGGGCUUGGUCGGUGGUUUGGUGCCUCCUUCUUGCUGGGCAGGGGCCCUGUACCUGGGGGGGGCCCUCAUGAGUUUGUUGGUUGCUACAGUUCUUGUGGGGCGACGGGGCGCCUGGCUCGGGGCCCUUGGAGGCCUUGGGAGCGGUGCCGUAAUUGGCGUCUUUACAUAUCCUAGCCUGGGAGUCGCUGGGAUCGUCGCCUCCACAAUUGUGGGGCUUCUCCUGGGGAUCGUUCUCGGCUUCGCUCCCAUCUUCAGGGGCCUCAAAAUCAAUGAAAGAUAUAUCUGCGCUGGUCUGCGCUCCCGCGGUGGCUCCAGCACGCGUGCUGAUGAAGGCAGCAGAAGCUACGAAAGCAGCCACGGAGUCGCCAGCAGCCCCAUGAGCUCCCGUCGGCAAAGGGCAAUCCCCAAGCUGACGCACGGCACGCAGCGCUUCUCGCAUAUGGGCCACACCUCAGAAAAUGAGGGCAGCACUCGCAGGAAUACCGAGGAUGCUUUGAAUGGAUCUGAAGAAGCAGCUCCUUGA
Messenger RNA from Eimeria acervulina, 1791 nucleotides. RefSeq names its product transmembrane domain-containing protein, putative. The transcript has 5 exons. The record is from RefSeq and is a predicted model, not a curated record. Bases 1 to 1791 code for a protein of 596 amino acids. NCBI's taxonomy places the organism in Eukaryota, Apicomplexa, Conoidasida, Eucoccidiorida, Eimeriidae.